AUGACGACUACCGUAACCCCGGGGAUUACGGUAGACACGUCCCUCCAGGCCGUCGGCUAUCCGGCCCUGUUAUUGUCGUGCUGCGCGUUCGGCACCAUGUUUGUGCCGUUGAGACGUCGAAAUUGUAAAGAUGGUAAGCGAAAAGGGGUACUGUAGGCGUACUGUAGGUCUCGGCAACUCUUCUCCAGGAUUUUUCGUGCAAUGGAUCGAAUGUUCGGUGGUCUUCACAGUCGGAUGCGUUUUUUACGCGGCCCGCGGAUUUCCCGACUUUGAACCGAUCGCCUGUAUCGGAGGAUUACUGUAUGCCACUGGUGAGCACAAAAAAUGUGUUUACUUUUUAAAGUAAACGCUGUUGAUGCGCAGGAAACGUGUUCAGUGUGCCGAUUGUUGAAGGCAUCGGAAUGGGCGUCGGAUUCUUGAUUUGGACCAGUUUACAGGUAUUUUUGAAUUUGAAACUGAACUCCCGGCGGACAAAUGUUCAUGAUCAUGCCACGUUUUCCGGAAUUUGUUCUUCCUCCUGUAAAUCAGAAAUGCCUAAAAGUUGUGGCCGUGGCCUAGAAAACGCUCAGGUGUGAAAACUCUUCCCCCAUUGAACUUUGACAAUCUUCUGUUCGAUUGUGUGAAUGCUUGGCAACGUCUGAGGAUUGUUCGAAAAAGAUCUCAUGACCUAGGAGUUUUCUAGGCCACGUCUGUAGCCAUUUUUGAUAUAUUCUCAUAUAAGAAUCCAAAACUUAAAAAAAAGAACAUGUUUGCAGAUAAUAGUCGGCUGGGGAGUGGCUCGAUUCGGUCUUUUCCAAUGGAUUGCUCCACAAAACGUGAAAAACGACAUUUUGAAUUAUGUCGGCAUCGUUUUGACCAUCGUCAGGUGCACUUUUUGGGCUGACACAAAAAAAACGCGACAUUUUUCCAGUGGCAUUUUAUUGAUUUUUGUGAAACACGUGGAGCCGGAGCCCGAAAACGAGUACGACGUGACGGGCAAAGAAACGGCGCAUCGCGAGCAAAUCGAUAGCGAUCGGGACGAGAAUUCCGCUUUUGACCUGCCCGCAUUGACCAGAAAAGUGCCGUGAGUUGAGGGAAAAGCGAUGAAUUUUGUGAAACAAGUCUGGAAAAAUGUAUAGAAAUUCUUUUUCAGCUACAUUUUGAUGGCCAUCAUUUUGGCAUGUCUACACGGUCUAAUGAUGUCGCCGAUCGAGUAUUUGAAGCAGAAAAACCCGCCGACCGACGCUUUUCAAGGUUCAUUUUCAAAACAUUCUCAAAAAUUCGCUAUAAGAGUUCAAAAGCCCGAAAAAAUGCGUAACAACCGGAUUUCAGUGUUCGACUACAUUUUUCCCUUCUACACUUCGGUUUUCCUCUUCUCAACCCUCUAUUUUCUCGCCUAUUGUCUGAUUUUGCGACGAAAAGCGUAUGUGGAGCGUAAUUUGGUGAUUCCGGCGAUCGGAUACGGCCUUUUGUGGACGGCCGGUGAGUUUCUAGGCCAUGGGCUCAAAGCAUCGCAAAAAAUUGCAAAAUUUUUCAGGAAUGACGUUAUGGUUCGUCUCAUCCGAUAAAUUGUCCCAAGUGGUCGCCUAUCCGUGCACCGCCCGUCUUCCGCCGCUAAUCAGCGGCGCACUCGACGUUUUUGUGUUCAAAAGCAUUCAGGUCGGGCGGGAAUUCGAAUUGUUGCCAACCAUUCUUUACAGGGCCGUCAAUCCUAUCUAAUUUUGGCAAUUUCCUCCAUAAUUGGUGUCGUUUCAGUAACAAUGAUUGCACUUUCCAAUCAACUUUGA
This is a messenger RNA of Caenorhabditis sp. 36 PRJEB53466, 1766 nucleotides long. Lineage: Eukaryota; Metazoa; Nematoda; Chromadorea; Rhabditida; Rhabditidae. The record is from the annotation of a GenBank genome assembly.